AUGAAGUCAGGAGCCUCUAUCGUCCUUGCGGCUCUUGUCGCCAAGGUUUCCAGUCAUGCCAUCUUCCAGGACUUGUGGGUUGAUGGCCACGGGUCACAAUGCGUCCGCAUGCCGACGUCAAACACACCCGUCACCAACGUUGGCGGCAACGAACUUCGGUGUAACGCGGGGACCAAGCCGGUCAAUGCGAAAUGCCCAGUAAAGGCCGGCGGGUCAGUCACCAUCGAGAUGCACCAGCAACCCGGGGACCGUGCGUGCGGAAAUGAGGCGAUCGGCGGCGCGCACUACGGCCCCGUAAUGGCGUACCUGACCAAGGUGCCAGACGCCAGCACGGCCGACGGCUCGACGGGCUGGUUCAAGAUCUACCAGGACUCGUGGGCGAAGAAGGAGGGCGGCAACUCUGCCGACGACGACUACUGGGGGACCAAGGACCUCAACACGUGCUGCGGCAAGCUGGACGUCAAGAUCCCCGCGGACAUCGAGGCGGGCGACUACCUGCUGCGCGCCGAGGCACUCGCCCUACACACGGCCGGCUCCAGCGGCGGAGCCCAGCUGUACAUGAGCUGCUACCAGAUCACCGUCUCCGGCGGCGGCAGCGCCAAGCCCGACCUCGUCAAGCUGCCCGGCGCCUACAAGGCCAGCGACCCGGGCAUCCUGGUCAACAUCCACGCCGCCCUGGCCACCUACAUCGCUCCCGGCCCCACCGUGUACGCCGGGGGUAGCACCAAGGUCGCCGGGUCCAAGUGCGAGGGCUGCGAGGGCACCUGCAAGUCCGGGGGCGCCCUGGGUGCCGUCGUUGCUGCCGCGCCGGCGGCGGUCAACACGGGCGCCGUCAGCCCCGACGCCGGGGCCGCGGGCGGGUCCGCCGGUGGGGCUGCCGGAUGCGCCGUGGCACAGUAUGGACAGUGCGGAGGGAACGGCUACACCGGCUGCACGACUUGCGCUGCUGGUCUGACUUGUAAGGACGUUUCGGCACCGUACUACUCUCAAUGCACUUGA
Phialemonium atrogriseum is the source of this 999-nucleotide messenger RNA. RefSeq names its product glycosyl hydrolase family 61-domain-containing protein. Gene Ontology annotation, biological process: carbohydrate metabolic process. Gene Ontology annotation, molecular function: cellulose binding. Gene Ontology annotation, cellular component: extracellular region. The transcript has 4 exons. The record is from RefSeq and is a predicted model, not a curated record. The coding region runs from base 1 to 999 and encodes 332 amino acids. NCBI's taxonomy places the organism in Eukaryota, Fungi, Ascomycota, Sordariomycetes, Cephalothecales, Cephalothecaceae.